CGCACAACACGCAGGCAGGCAGGACGGACAGCGCAACUUCUUCCAUUUCUUCUUCUGAAGAGACGUCCACCACAGUCCCUGCACCUCCUCUCAUCACCCCCUUCUUCCCAUCAUCAUCCACCCACCGACUACGAUGGCAGCGCUGUGGCGGAGUGUGAGGCAUGCAUCUCGGUUUGUGAUCAUUGGGCCACCAGGUGGUGGCAAAGGAACGAUAUGCAAUCGCCUUGUCGAUGACUUUGGCAUGGUUGUGGUUGGCACAGGUGAUCUCAUCCGCCAAGAAAUCGCCGCCAAGACAGAGCGUGGAAAACAGGUCGAGGCUUUGGUGCAAAGUGGCAAGCUUGUACCAGACAAGGUUGUUCUGGACUUGCUUCGCGCGAAAAUGCAAACCCUCUGCUCGAAACCACUCAUCCUCGAUGGUUAUCCUCGAACACGGUCGCAGGCUGAAGCCCUGCACGAGAUUGCACCGCCGGAAGCCGUGCUUCAUAUUGACGUUCCCUUUGACGCAAUCGUGCAGAGGCUAAGCGAGCGCCUCUACCACCCGCCCUCUGGCCGCAUCUACAACCUCUCGUUCAACCCACCCAAAGUCGACGGCCUCGACGACGAGACGGGCGAUCCACUCCAGCGCCGCCCAGAUGACGAGCCCGAAACGGUGAAAGAUCGGCUGGAGACGUACUCGCGCGAAACGGAGCCCGUCCUCGACUUCUACAGGGAGAAACACAUUGUGCAGCGGUUUGCCGGCAGUGAAACGAAUAUCAUCUACCCCAAAGUGAAGGCCUUCAUGUCCUCCGCUCUUCCUCCAGAGUACGCAUUCCCAGACACAACAACUGCCUCCCCAACAACUGCCUCUGUACACACAGAGCAGACAUCUCUCUAAGCCACUGCACACAUUUGCAAACACACAUUUGCAAACACACACGGCGCGUAUUGGUUGCUUUGAAAUGACCCUCUUUUUUUUUUUUCCUGGUCUGUUGCAUCCAUGUGGGGUGCUCCCUCGCUGUCGUUCUACAUUGGCGAACGCACAAAUGCCCGUGUUGUUAAAAUUGAUUGCUGUAUUCACGUGUGCUGUCUUCCUCUUUCCUUUACAUGGCCGCGUUGACCGCCACUGUUCGUCGUGCAUUCGCCCAUCCGUUCAUCGCUGUCGCGCAUGCCUGUUUGGCCACGGCUGCGUCACCUCUCUUCUUGUGUUAACCAAUCCCACUCACAUGCAUCUCGUCCCUUUUCCCUUUUGUUUUUGCUCUUCCUUGUCCCACCCCACACACACCCCUUGCUUCCGCCGUUCAUCACGUGUCUGCUUCCACGCACACGCGUUUGUGCCCGCAUCGUGCCAAACAGCAACAAAGCCAACAGCAAUAAACAACACGCGUAGCGUCAGGGCGUCAGGUCAUGUCACAGCA
Salpingoeca rosetta is the source of this 1394-nucleotide messenger RNA. RefSeq lists its product as uncharacterized. The coding region runs from base 134 to 874 and encodes 246 amino acids. The record is from RefSeq and is a predicted model, not a curated record. The transcript is spliced from 6 exons. Gene Ontology annotation, molecular function: ATP binding; AMP kinase activity. Gene Ontology annotation, cellular component: cytoplasm; mitochondrion. NCBI's taxonomy places the organism in Eukaryota, Choanoflagellata, Craspedida, Salpingoecidae. Gene Ontology annotation, biological process: nucleobase-containing compound metabolic process.